Synchiropus splendidus (mandarinfish) is the source of this 8348-nucleotide messenger RNA. RefSeq names its product acetyl-CoA carboxylase beta (gene acacb). Gene Ontology annotation, molecular function: acetyl-CoA carboxylase activity; ATP binding; metal ion binding. The coding region runs from base 88 to 7335 and encodes 2415 amino acids. The transcript is spliced from 54 exons. Gene Ontology annotation, biological process: fatty acid biosynthetic process. Lineage: Eukaryota; Metazoa; Chordata; Actinopteri; Syngnathiformes; Callionymidae. The record is from RefSeq and is a predicted model, not a curated record.
AGCACAUGUUUACUAUCCAGGGAAGAGGUGGAGGGUUGAGCUGGGGGGCGCACAGACACUGGACCUGUCUCAGCAGGAUGUCUGUGAAUGCUCGCAUUUGCUGUUUGGGGAUUUAUCCUUUGUGUUUUGUUGAUAUUGUGGAGAAGUAAUCGCAAGACUUUGGCUAUGCCUGAGAAAGGAGAGGAAUCUCCACCUGGCUGCAGUCCCGCUGCAGACCAGUGGGACGAGCCUCAUCCUCACCCCCCUCCACCAGACCAACAUUCCCUGUCAAGACAUGAACCUACCUCAAAGCCCAAUAACGUGAACCGUCCUGAAGCCAGCCAGCAGGCCUCCUCGGAGAGGAGCUCAGAGACCAAACUGCCUGACACCCAGAAACCUUCCACAUCCACUGUGCCAAUGGUCAAAUCAGGACCUGGGUCAAGGGAGAAGCUCAAAUUCAUUCUUGGGGCAUCAGAAGAUAAUUCUUCAGAUGAGGAGCCUUUGACAGCCAAGCCUCCGAGUGGUUCUUCUCAAACAGCGACGUCUACUGUCAGACCCCCGCCUCAGCAAAUUGCAGCACCGCCACCCAGCUCCUCAGGCAUCAAGCCUAGCAUGUCCGGUCCUCACCUGGUGAAAAAAGGACGGGAACACCGAAAGAUGGAUCUCCACAGGGACUUCACCGUUGCUUCGCCUGCAGAGUUUGUGACCCGCUUUGGUGGCAACCGAGUCAUUGAAAAAGUGCUGAUCGCAAACAAUGGUAUUGCUGCAGUCAAAUGUAUGCGCUCUAUCCGACGCUGGUCCUACGAAAUGUUUCGCAAUGAGAGGACAAUUCGCUUUGUGGUCAUGGUGACCCCGGAAGACUUGAAAGCCAAUGCAGAAUACAUCAAGAUGGCUGACCACUAUGUACCAGUUCCGGGUGGGGCCAAUAACAACAACUAUGCCAAUGUUGAGCUGAUUGUGGACAUCGCCAAAAGAAUCCCAGUGCAGGCUGUGUGGGCUGGUUGGGGUCAUGCUUCAGAAAACCCCAAAUUGCCUGACUUGUUAAGUAAAGCUGGGAUUUCAUUUUUAGGGCCGCCCAGCAAGGCCAUGUGGGCUCUGGGGGAUAAAGUGGCAUCAUCCAUCGUGGCCCAGAGCGCAGACAUUCCCACGCUACCUUGGAGUGGAUCAGGGCUGAAAAUUGACUGGACAGAUGAAGAUCAAAUGCUGGGCCACGUGAUCAGUGUUCCACCAGAGAUCUACUCUAAAGGCUGCGUCCAUGAUGUGGAGGAUGGGCUCAAGGGAGCUGAAAAAAUUGGCUACCCAGUUGUCAUAAAGGCGUCCGAGGGUGGAGGUGGAAAAGGCAUCCGAAAAGUAGAAAGCGCUGAUGAUUUUCCAAGCUCUUUCAGACAGGUUCAGACGGAGGUUCCUGGCUCGCCCAUUUUUAUCAUGCAGCUGGCCCAACAUGCCCGACACUUGGAGGUUCAGAUCCUGGCUGACCAGUACGGCAACGCUAUCUCACUUUUUGGACGUGAUUGUUCCAUACAAAGGAGGCAUCAGAAGAUCAUAGAGGAGGCUCCGGCCACUAUUGCUGCGCCCUCUACCUUUGAGCAAAUGGAGCAGUAUGCAGUGAAACUGGCCAAGAUGGUCGGCUAUGUGAGCGCAGGAACUGUGGAGUAUCUCUUCUCAGAGGAUGGAAGUUUCCAUUUCCUGGAGUUGAAUCCUCGUCUUCAGGUGGAGCAUCCGUGCACAGAGAUGAUUGGAGACGUGAAUCUCCCUGCUGCACAGCUUCAGAUUGCCAUGGGUAUUCCUCUGCUGAGGAUCAAGGACAUCCGCAUGCUGUAUGGAGAAACUCCGUGGGGAGACUCCUUCAUUAACUUUGAAAACCCAGACUGCAUGCCCAGCCCGAGGGGGCACGUCAUUGCUGCUCGCAUCACCAGCGAAAACCCAGAUGAGGGCUUCAAACCCAGCUCCGGCACCGUGCAGGAGUUGAACUUCCGCAGCAGUAAGAAUGUCUGGGGUUACUUCAGUGUUGGAGCCACUGGUGGCCUGCAUGAGUUCGCGGACUCACAGUUUGGACACUGUUUCUCCUGGGGGGAGAAUCGUGAGGAAGCCAUAUCGAACAUGGUAGUGGCUAUGAAGGAGCUGUCAAUCAGAGGGGACUUCAGAACCACAGUAGAGUAUCUCAUUAAGUUGCUGGAGACUGAAAGCUUCAGAAACAAUGACAUCGACACCGGCUGGCUGGACCACCUUAUAGCAGAAAAAGUGCAGGCGGAAAGACCCGACACCAUGCUUGGUAUUGUUUGUGGAGCUUUGCAUGUUGCUGAUGCAAACUUCAGAAAGAGUAUGUCGGAUUUUCUGCAUUCACUGGAACGAGGCCAGGUCAUGCCUGCUGCCAGUCUCCUCAACUGUGUUAGUGUGGACCUCAUUUAUGAAGGUGUCAAAUUCUGUCUGAAGGUGGCUCGACAAUCCCCCACUACGUAUGUUGUCAUGAUGAACGGCUCAGACAUUGAGAUAGAUGUCCACCGGCUGAGCGAUGGCGGUCUUCUACUGUCCUAUGAUGGCAGCAGCCACACCACCUACAUGAAGGAGGAGGUGGACAGCUACCGCAUCACAGUUGGAAACAAGACCUGUAUAUUUGAAAAAGAAAAAGACCCGACUGUUCUAAGAUCCCCGUCCGCUGGCAAACUCCUGCAGUAUGUUAUUGAGGAUGGAUGCCACGUAUUUGCUGGGGACACAUAUGCAGAGAUAGAGGUGAUGAAGAUGGUGAUGACUCUGACGGUGCAGCAGUCGGGUUGUAUUCAUUUUGUCAAGCGACCUGGUGCAGUUCUGCAGUCCGGCUGCGUGGUGGCGCACAUGGAGCUAGAUGACCCCAGCAGUAUUCAUAAGGUGGAGCUCAACACAGCCACACUACCUCCGCAGCAGCCUCUCCCCAUCAUCGGGGAAAAGCUCCACCAAAUUUUCCACUGUGUCCUGGAAAACUUGAUUAAAGUCAUGGACGGUUAUUGUCUGGAGGAGCCCUACUUCAGCACCAAGUUAAAACGGUGGGUAGCAACACUCAUGAAGACCCUCAGGGACCCCUCUCUUCCACUGCUGGAGCUGCAGGAGAUAAUGACGAGUGUGGCAGGUCGAAUUCCUCCAAGUGUUGAGAAAGACAUCCGGAAAGUUAUGGCUCAGUACGCGAGCAACAUCACCUCUGUGCUCUGCCAGUUUCCCAGUCAGAGGAUUGCAAAUAUCCUUGACAGCCAUGCAGCCACGCUCCAGAGAAAGGCCGACCGGGAGGUGUUUUUUAUCAACACCCAGAGUAUCGUUCAGCUGGUGCAGCGGUACCGCAGUGGAAUCCGUGGUUACAUGAAGUCUGUGGUUCUGGACCUGCUAAAGCGGUACUUGCAGGUUGAGGCCCAGUUUCAGCAAGCUCACUAUGAUAAAUGUGUCAUCAACCUGAGAGAGCAACACAAGCCCGACAUGAGUCCGGUGCUGGAGUACAUCUUCUCUCAUGCACAAGUCCCCAAGAAGAACAUCCUGGUCACAAUGCUCAUAGAUCAGCUGUGUGGAAGGGAUCCAACUCUAGCAGAUGAGCUGAUGACAAUUCUGAACGAGUUCACGCAGCUCAGCAAGAUGGAGAACUCAAAGGUUGCCCUGCGAGCGAGACAGGUGCUGAUUGCUUCGCAUUUACCAUCAUAUGAGCUGAGACACAACCAGGUAGAAUCCAUCUUCCUGUCGGCCAUUGACAUGUACGGUCACCAGUUUUGCCCUGAGAACUUGAAGAAACUGAUCCUGUCCGAGACGUCCAUUUUCGAUGUCCUGCCCAAUUUCUUCUAUCACUCCAACCAGGUUGUCUGCAUGGCAGCUCUUGAGGUGUAUGUGCGAAGAGCAUACAUCGCCUACGAGCUAAAUAGCAUCCAGCACCACCAGCUGCUCGACGGGACGUGUGCUGUGGACUUCCAGUUCAUGCUGCCAUCGUCACACCCAAACAGAGGAAGCAGUCCUACUUUGAACAGAAUCCCCGUCCCUUUGAAUGCAGCGGGCCAGUUCAAAAUGCGACGGCAGAGCAGUGAGCUCUUCCUGGAUGGAGCUUUGUCUCCUCCCUGUCAGCGUCUCGGAGCCAUGGUUGCUUUUCAGUGUUUCGAUGACUUCAAAAGGACGUUUGAUGAGGUUCUCUCCAGCUUUGCCGAGCCUCUUCUGGAGACUGGGUCGAUUGCAGAGUCAUGUGCGAGUCUCUAUGAGGAGGAGAGUUUUAAGAAUACAAAAGAAAAUCCGAUCCACAUCAUUAAUGUUUCAAUAAAGACGGCCGACACGGAAGACGACGACGCCUUGGUCUCAGCCUUCACAGCAUUUGCACAAUCCAAGAGAGAAAUCCUCUUUGAGUACGGAAUCAGACGAAUCACGUUUUUGGUUGCACAGAAGCGAGAAUUCCCUAAGUUCUUCACGUUCAGAGCGAGAGAUGGGUUCCAAGAGGAUCGUAUUUAUCGUAACCUGGAGCCAGCCUUAGCAUUUCAACUGGAACUCAAUCGAAUGAGGAACUUCGACUUGACUGCAGUGCCCUGUGCCAACCACAAGAUGCAUCUGUACCUGGGUGCUGCUCGAGUUCAGGAGGGAGCUGAAGUUACAGAUUAUAGAUUCUUUGUGAGAGCCAUCAUCCGUCACUCAGAUCUCAUCACCAAGGCAACGUCAUUUGAAUACCUGCAAAAUGAGGGAGAGCGUCUCCUGCUGGAGGCCAUGGAUGAAUUGGAGGUAGCCUUCAGCAAUACCAAUGUACGGACUGACUGCAACCACAUCUUCCUCAACUUCGUCCCCACUGUCAUCAUGGACCCCUCCAAAAUUGAGGAAUCUGUGCGCUCUAUGGUGAUGCGCUACGGAAGCCGCCUUUGGAAGCUACGCGUCUUGCAAGCUGAGCUUAAAAUUAACAUCCGGCUAACUCCUACUGGGAAUGCCAUCCCUAUUCGCCUGUUCCUCACCAAUGAGUCCGGCUACUACCUGGACAUCAGUCUGUAUAAGGAGGUGACCGAUCCAAGUUGUGGUCAGAUAAUGUUCCAGUCAUAUGGAGACAAGCAGGGUCCUCUGCAAGGCAUGUUGAUCAACUCGCCAUAUGUGACCAAAGAUCUGCUGCAGGCCAAACGCUUCCAAGCACAAACUCUGGGAACUACCUAUGUCUAUGACUUCCCUGAGAUGUUUCGACAGGCGCUGUUCAAGAUGUGGGGCCCUGGCGACUCCUGUCCUAAAGAUGUGCUCAUAUGCACAGAGCUGGUGCUGGACCCGCAGGGCCGACUGGUGCAGAUGAACCGCCUCCCUGGAGACAACAAUGUGGGCAUAGUUGCCUUUCGAAUGAAGAUGAGGACUCCAGAGUAUCCAGAGGGCCGAGACAUCAUUGUCAUCUGUAACGACAUCACUCACAUGAUCGGUUCCUUUGGGCUUCAGGAGGACGAGCUGUUCCUCAGGGCUUCAGAGCUGGCUCGGGCGGAAGGUAUCCCCCGUGUCUACAUUGCUGCUAACAGUGGUGCUCGUAUCGGCCUUGCCGAGGAUAUCAAGCACAUGUUCCAUGUGGCCUGGAUCGACCCCUCUGACCCGUAUAAGGGUUUUAAAUACCUCUACCUGACGCCACAUGACUACACACGCAUCAGCUCUACUAACGCUGUUCACUGUCAACAUGUGGAAGACUGUGGGGAGUCCAGAUACAUCAUCACGGACGUCAUCGGGAAUGAAGACAGUCCUGGUGUUGAAAACCUGCGGGGUUCAGGCACCAUUGCUGGAGAAUCAUCCCAGGCUUAUGAGGAGAUCAUAACUAUCAGUAUGGUCACUUGCCGUGCCAUUGGGAUUGGAGCGUAUUUGGUACGUUUGGGGCAACGGGUGAUCCAGGUGGAGAACUCACACAUCAUCCUCACUGGUGCGGGAGCACUGAACAAGGUUUUGGGAAGGGAAGUCUAUACCUCCAGCAACCAACUGGGAGGAAUCCAGAUCAUGCACAACAAUGGUGUGACGCACACGACUGUGCCGGAUGACUUUGACGGUGUUUACACCAUCCUGCAGUGGCUCUCCUACAUGCCCAAGAACAAACACUCCCCUGUUCCUGUGAUUGAGACCAAGGAUCCAGUAGAGAGAGAGAUAGAUUUCACCCCAACGAAAGCCCCCUAUGACCCUCGCUGGAUGCUGGCAGGGAGACCUCACCCCACGAUCCGAGGAGCCUGGCAGAGUGGAUUCUUCGACCAUGGCUCGUUCAUGGAGAUCAUGGAGUCUUGGGCUCAGACUGUGGUGGUGGGCAGAGCAAGGUUGGGAGGAAUCCCACUUGGAGUCAUCGCUGUGGAAACGCGGACAGUGGAGCUGACUGUCCCAGCAGAUCCCGCAAACCUGGAUUCUGAGUCCAAAGUUCUGCAGCAGGCUGGGCAGGUUUGGUUUCCAGAUUCAGCGUUCAAAACGGCUCAGGCAAUUUCGGACUUCAACCGUGAGCGUCUGCCUCUCAUGGUGUUUGCCAACUGGAGGGGCUUCUCUGGAGGAAUGAAGGAUAUGUAUGAUCAGGUGUUGAAAUUUGGGGCCUAUAUUGUUGACGCCCUGCGCACUUUCCGUCAACCGGUGCUGGUAUACAUUCCUCCACAUGCUGAGCUCAGAGGGGGGUCCUGGGUGGUGAUUGACCCUACCAUCAACCCACUGUGUAUGGAGCUGUAUGCUGAUAAAGAGAGCAGAGGUGGAGUUUUGGAGGCUGAGGGAACAGUGGAGAUCAAAUUUAGGAGGAAAGACUUGCUGAAAACCAUGAGAAGACUGGACAAGGUUUAUGCUAGCCUGGUGGAAAAGCUUGCUUCCCCAGAACUGUCUGAUAAACAGAGUAAAGAGCUGGAAGCGAAGCUCAGAGCACGAGAGGAGUUCCUACUGCCCAUCUACCACCAGGUGGCGGUACAGUUUGCUGACCUCCAUGAUACACCUGGAAGGAUGCAGGAAAAAUCUGUUAUUAAUGAUAUCUUGGAGUGGAAGAAUGUAAGGAGCUUCUUCUACUGGCGUCUACGGCGCCUCCUGUUGGAGCAGGCGGUGAAGUGUGAGAUCCUGCAGGCCAACAAAGAUCUCAGUGACGGUCACAUGCAGUCGAUGCUGCGACGCUGGUUCGUGGAGACUGAGGGAACCGUCAAAGCUUAUCUAUGGGACAAUAACCAGGCUGUGGUUGAGUGGCUGGAAAAGCAUUGGUCGUUGGAGGACGGGACUCGAGCUGCCAUCCGGGAAAACAUCAAGUACCUGAAGAGGGAAAACGCAUUGAAACACAUUCGCAGCCUUGUCCAGGCCAACCCCGAUGUGGCCAUGGAUUGCAUCAUCCACAUGAGCCAGAACAUCACUCCGUCCCAGAGAGCCAAACUGUCGCACCUGCUGGCAACUAUGGACAACACCAGCACCAGUUAAGCUAAAGCACCACUCAACUACCCACCAUUUUUUUUGGUCCAGAAAUAACAAUGGUUACACACGUUUCACUUUUAGAAUGUGUACAAUGUUUGUCAUAUUUUUUCCUUCUUAUUAGCAGCUUCACUGAAAUAUUUUUAAUUUUAUUUCAUGAUUCUUGAAUGUUGAAUUUGAGGUUUUUGCUAUAAUAAUUCUCAGACCUAUAAAAGUGUGAAAGCUGAUGAUGGCAAGCAAUAAUGUAACCAGUGCCAGAACCUUCAAUAAGCACAAGCAACAGCUGUCGUAAAAGAUCACACUUCUGUCAUGCUGUCACCCUCAUGUGCCUUAUCUGAAAGGUUUUUGAGUGUCUACUUAAAGUCUUUCAUGAAAACUUUGUUUGAAAUGAUCAAUUUUAUGAUCAUCAAUGUCAUGCAACGAAACAUUUCUGUGCCAGAGAAAAGUCAAUUCAUGCUGAAUCAACUUAAUAUGUUCUGUAUUUACCAAUACUGAAAUGUAGAUGUGCUACUUGAGGAGAGUUGGAGUGUAUUUGUCCUUGUGUUGUUUGACUUUUACUUUGUGUUUGUUCAGUCAAAGGAAUGAUAGUUGCUGUUUGAGAAACUGUGGAAAUGAACUUGAGCUCAUGCACAUUUGGGUCGGACGAUUUUAUGACUCCCAAGUGAUGACGAUUCAGUCUGUAAAGUUACGCCCCCCAAAAUAUGUGACAUGAGCUGAAUGUUCAGAUGAAUGGUGAAACACGUUAACACACAAAACCUCACAUGCUUUGUCUCCAGAAUGUGAGUCGCAUAGUUUGUUUCCCACGCUUGUUGGUUAGAUGUGUGGCAUUUCAUUCAAUAUGUCAGUUAUUUGUAGCUCAUUUUCAUUGAGAGCAUCAUGAGGAAACCUGAAUCCCAUCCUGAUUUUGUACCUUCAUUUCUGCCAAAAACAUGAAAUAUACAUACAUGUAUGUAAACACCUCUGUUGUGUUUUGUACCUAAACAAUGCUAAUAAAUAUCACUGGUUUAUUCUUUGCAAAAGAA